CAAGGGUAUUUAAACGGCAUGCUUUGAAAAGCUGCUUGUUGGAAGCUCCCUGUUUAUGACAGCCUGAUCAGAUAGAAGCUGGAGAUCAGUUUAAAAAUGGAGAACACUAUGCACGAUCUCUAUGAGGACAAGGUGCGACCCUACCUUGAUUUCAUCGAUACCCUGCGAGCGCUAGGUGUGGAUCAGGAGCUGCCGUUACCCACCAUCGUGGUCAUCGGUGACCAGAGUUCUGGGAAAAGCUCAGUGAUUGAGGCUCUGUCUGGUGUAUCUCUACCAAGAGGUGGUGGGCUUAUGACGCGGUGUCCUCUGGAACUGAUCCUAGAACAUGUCAGUAAGGAUGAAUGGAAAGGAGAGAUCACUUACAAGAACUAUGAGAAAAAGCUUAAAGACCCUUCUGAGGUGGAGAGAGAAAUUAAAACAGCUCAAGAUACUCUGGCUGGCAAGAACAACGAAAUCAGCACUGAGCGGAUCACCCUGAAGAUCGAGUCCAGAACAGCUCCAGAUUUAACCCUCAUUGACCUGCCAGGAAUAGCCAGAAUUGCAGUGGGAAAUCAGUCACAUGACAUAGAGAAGACAAUAAAGACCUUAAUCAACUCUUACAUCAGGAAGGCAGAAACAAUAAACCUGGUGGUCAUUCCAUGCAACACUGACAUCACUACAGCUGAAGCCUUACAAAUGGCCAGAGAAGUGGAUCCUUCAGGAGAGAGAACUCUGGCUGUGCUAACGAAACCAGACCUGAUAGACAAAGGAGCUGAAGAACAGGUGACCAAGCUGCUCCGGAACGAGGUUGUGUACCUGCAGAAAGGCUACUCGAUUGUCAGGUGUCGCGGACAACAGGACAUUGAUGACAGGAUGUCCUUGUCCGAAGCCCUUAAACAGGAAAUUGAGUUUUUUAAAUCCCAUAAGCAUUUCAGGCGACUGCUGGAUGAGAAGCAGGCAUCUGUGCCCUCCCUGGCAGCCAGACUCACGAGUGAGCUUGUCCAUAAGAUCAAGAAAUCCCUUUCGACAAUUGAAUCCCAGCUUCAGAGUAAAGCCGAGGAGACCAACCAGGAACUGGCAUCAAUGGCAGAAGCACCAUUGGAUGAUUCUGGAAAAAAAACCUUACUGAGCCGGAAAAUAAGAGAAUUCUGCAAUGACAUCAUUGCCCUGGCAUCUGGAGAUUUUUCCCAGGUUUUUGUGAGCGAUUUGAAGCUGUUCCCCUUUAUUCGAGAGUGUUUUGAGAAGUGGCACAGCUAUCUGGAACAGCAGGAAUCAGAUUUAGAGACUAGUGAGGAGUUCCGUAACAAGGCAGAAGAUUAUGUUGAAAGCAGCCGUGGAAGACAGUUGCCAGGAUUCUUACACUACGGAGUUUUUGAAUCUACAGCCAAACGUCUUAUCAUGAAAUUAGAGAAACUUGCUCUGUCCAUGCAGAAAGAAAUUUCAGAUAAGGUGAAGUCUAUGCUUACCAAAUUGGCUUAUGAGCAUUUUUUUGGAUUGCCCAACUUGCUGAAGGAGACAAAGGUUAUAAUUGAUAAAAUCCGCCAAAUACAAGAAGUGGAGGCCGAGCAGAUGAUAAAGACGCUCUUCAGGAUGGAGUCAAUGAUUUAUACACAGGAUGCGACUUACAGCUACAGGCUGGAGCUGAUGGAGAACACAAAGGAAGGCGCUAUGCAGAUUAGAAACAAGGGCCCGAUGAGUAGAAAAUCAGAAGUCUCACUUCUGACAACCCAUCUGAAAAUCUAUUACAAGAUUGCUUCCAAUCGUCUGGCGGACCUUGUGCCCAUGGCUAUCAAGUACUACCAGAUACAGGAGUCGACCGCCAAGCUGCAGGGAGAGAUGCUCAGUAUCCUCCAGAAGAGGGACCAGGUGGAGGAGCUGGUGGAGGAGGAGGAAACUGCAGCAGAGAAGCGCCGAAAUGCCAUGGAGCGUCGAGAGCGUCUGAACAAAGCAUGCUUGGCUUUGAUCAAAUUCUAAUCAUCAUGUUAAUAACACUGUGUUUUUAUCAAUAAACCCGUAACUCAU
Messenger RNA from Polyodon spathula (Mississippi paddlefish), 2001 nucleotides. Its product is annotated as interferon-induced GTP-binding protein Mx-like. Gene Ontology annotation, cellular component: microtubule; membrane; nucleus. The transcript has 13 exons. Lineage: Eukaryota; Metazoa; Chordata; Actinopteri; Acipenseriformes; Polyodontidae. The record is from RefSeq and is a predicted model, not a curated record. Gene Ontology annotation, biological process: defense response to virus. Bases 97 to 1953 code for a protein of 618 amino acids. Gene Ontology annotation, molecular function: GTPase activity; microtubule binding; GTP binding.